GGGCCACCGAAGACAGCAGUUCAUUCGGCAAUUUCGACAUCGAGCAUGGAGGCCUGGAACGCGACGUUGCUCGAGCACGGCAUCAACGUGGCGUCGCUCGAGGCGACGUUCCAUGAGCUCAACUCGCUGGCCUUUCUCGCGCCGUACUGGCAGUCGAUGCUGGACAACUACUCGGAGUUUGUGAUCGUCUCGGUGUUUACCUUCAUUUUGCACGAAGCGCUGUACUUUGGUCUUUGGCUGCCGUACUUGGCGCUCGACUACAUUCCGUACUUUGCGAAAUACAAGAUCCAGCCGACCAAGCCCAACAACUGGGUCGACACGUCGCGCUGCCUCAAGGGCCUCCUCUUCAACCACGUCUUUGUGCAGCUGCCGAUGAUCCUCUGCAGCGACUUUGGCCUGCGCCUCCUCGGCUUCUCGGCCGCCAUGCCGCUCCCAAAAGCGACGACGAUUGCGUGGCAGUGCCUCGUGAGCUUUCUCCUCGAAGAUUUCUACUUUUACUGGAUCCACCGGUUCUUGCACUGGAAGAAGAUCUACAAGUAUGUCCACAAGGUCCACCACGAGUACGCGGCGCCGUUUGGCAUUUCGGCCGAGUACGCGCACCCGAUCGAGACCAUGUUCCUAGGCAUUGGCACGUUUCUCGGGCCGCUUUUGCUGACGCGCCACCUCCUCACGCUCUGGGUCUGGCUCGCCGUGCGCUUGUACGAGACGGUUGACGACCACUCGGGCUACGAGCUGCCGUUUGCGCUCUCGGCGUACAUUCCGUUCUGGGGCGGCCCGGUGCACCACGACUUCCACCACGAAAAGUUUGACGGCAACUACUCGUCCGUCUUUACGAUCUGGGACUGGGUCUUUGGCACGGACAAGGCCUUCCGCGCCGCGCAGCGUGAGAAGCGCGAGAAGGGGUCGAGCCAGUGGUCGGACUUUUUCGACAAGGUGUUUGGUCGCGCGCCGACGACCAAGGCCAAGGUCGCAUAAGAUCUCACUAUACGAAGCUCUUGUACAUGAA
Messenger RNA from Saprolegnia parasitica CBS 223.65, 1006 nucleotides. RefSeq lists its product as hypothetical. Gene Ontology annotation, molecular function: iron ion binding; C-4 methylsterol oxidase activity. The transcript has 3 exons. Bases 46 to 975 code for a protein of 309 amino acids. The record is from RefSeq and is a predicted model, not a curated record. Gene Ontology annotation, biological process: sterol biosynthetic process. NCBI's taxonomy places the organism in Eukaryota, Oomycota, Saprolegniomycetes, Saprolegniales, Saprolegniaceae.